Messenger RNA from Hansenula ciferrii, 855 nucleotides. RefSeq names its product H(+)-transporting V1 sector ATPase subunit D (gene VMA8). Gene Ontology annotation, molecular function: proton-transporting ATPase activity, rotational mechanism. The coding region runs from base 1 to 855 and encodes 284 amino acids. Gene Ontology annotation, cellular component: fungal-type vacuole membrane; vacuolar proton-transporting V-type ATPase complex. The transcript is spliced from 2 exons. Gene Ontology annotation, biological process: vacuolar acidification. The record is from RefSeq and is a predicted model, not a curated record. Lineage: Eukaryota; Fungi; Ascomycota; Saccharomycetes; Phaffomycetales; Wickerhamomycetaceae.
AUGACCUUAGGUCUGAUGAAGGGUAAGCUCAAGGGUGCACAAACUGGUCAUAGUUUGUUGAAGAGAAAGUCUGAAGCAUUGACCAAGAGAUUUAGAGAUAUAACGAAACGUAUUGAUGAUGUAAUCAUGCAAACUGCAGCCUUUUCAUUAGCUGAAGUUACUUAUGCCACUGGGGGUAAUAUUGGUUAUCAAGUUCAAGAAUCUGUCAAGAAUGCAAGAUUUAAAGUUAGAGCAAAACAAGAAAAUGUUAGUGGUGUUUAUUUACCACAAUUUGAAAGCUACAUCGAAGAUGAGAUAAAUGAUUUUAAAUUGACUGGUUUAGGUAGAGGUGGUCAACAAGUUCAAAAAGCAAAAUCUGUUUAUUCAAAAGCUGUUGAAACACUGGUAGAAUUAGCUUCUUUACAAACUGCAUUCAUCAUCUUGGAUGAAGUUAUUAAAGUCACAAAUAGAAGAGUCAAUGCCAUUGAGUAUGUUAUUAUUCCAAGAACUGAAAAUACAAUUGCUUAUAUCAAUGGUGAAUUGGAUGAAAUGGAUAGAGAAGAAUUUUAUAGAUUAAAGAAAGUUCAAGAAAAGAAACAACAAGCUGUUGCUAAAUCAGAUGCUGAAUUAAAAGCUAGAAAAGCUCAACAAGAAGCUGAUUUAGAAAAAUCUGCUGCCGAAGGUGCUAAAGACGAAGAAGAAGAAGCUUCAACCACUGAAGAAGCUGCUGAAAAAGAAUCUGAAAAGAAGGAACAUGAAGAGAAACAUGAAGAAAUUGAUCCUGCAAAAGAAGCUGAACAAGUUGCAAAAUUGGACAUCGGUGAAGGUGAACCAACUGAUUUGACUCAAGAGCACGAAGACGAUGUUAUUUUUUGA